UUCAACCGGAAGCGAGAGAAGGAUCCUGGCUCACCAUUGGUCCAAAGUUCCCCGCGAAAAGUACGUCACAGGCAGUUUCGCGCCACUGCAGCAAACCCACAGACGUUUUGGCAGAACGUCUAGAUCCACUCUCCACAAUGUCUUCUCCAAUGUCAACUCCCGGUCGCAAAAGAGGGAGGAGCACCAACCCGUCCACACCCAGCAGCGAUGGCCUCGCCCCCUCGCCAGCGUCUCGGCGGCGUAGGGCUCAUGACUCAUCCGCGGGGGACCUGAUGCCCAUGCCCACCUCACCCGCCACCGACCUGCUCAGCCCGGCAGGGCCGCAGGACGUUUCGCUCUUCUCCAGCCCUCGAGCUUCAGUUCUUCCCAAUGACGUGGACAUGAGCUCACCCCUCAUGUACGGGACGCCGCGGAGUAGCAUCCGGGGCACCCCCGCCCGCCAGCGUCCCGAUCUGGGCUCAGUGAGGAAGGCUCCUCAGGUUGAGCUUCAAUCUGAGCCGCCGAGCGGUGAGGGUGUGCUCGCCAGCGAGUCCAAUGCGGGCCAGAGGCUGGUCAUCUGGGGGACUGACGUCAACGUGGGCACCUGCAAGGAGAAGUUUCAGAGGUUCCUGCAGAGGUUCGUCGACCCCACCUGCACUGACGACGAGAACGCCGGCUUGGAUCUCAACGAGCCUCUCUACAUGCAGAAGCUGGAAGAGAUCAGCGUAGUUGGAGACCCCGUGCUCAACGUCAGCUGCGGCCAUGUGCAAGCCUUCGACGCGGAACUCUACAGGCAGCUCAUCAGCUACCCGCAGGAAGUUAUCCCCACCUUCGACAUGGCGGUCAACGAGCUCUUCUUCGAGCGUUUCCAGGACUCCAGCCUGGAAUAUCAGAUCCAGGUGCGGCCCUACAGCGCUGUGAAAACCCGCAACAUGAGGAACCUGAACCCAGAAGACAUCGACCAGCUGAUCACCGUCAGCGGCAUGGUGAUUCGCACCUCGCAGCUCAUCCCCGAGAUGCAAGAGGCCUUCUUCCAGUGCCAGGUGUGCUCCUUCAGCACGCGCGUGGAGGUGGACCGCGGGCGCAUCGCCGAGCCGGCCGUGUGCCGCCACUGCAACACCACCCACAGCCUGGCGCUCGUUCACAACCGCUCGGUCUUCUCCGACAAGCAGAUGAUCAAAAUUCAAGAGUCGCCCGAAGACAUGCCUGCGGGCCAGACGCCGCACACCACCGUUGUGUACGCGCACAACGACCUGGUGGACAAAGUGCAGCCCGGAGACAGAGUCAACAUCACUGGUAUCUACCGGGCGGUGCCCAUGCGAGUCAACCCGCUGCAGAGCAACGUGAAGGCAGUGUACAAGACCCACAUUGACGCCAUCCACUUCCGCAAGACGGACGAGAAGCGCCUGCACGGCCUGGACGACGAGGCCGAGCAGAAGCUGUUCACCGAGGACCGCGUGCGGACUCUCAAGGAGCUCGCGGCCAAGCCCGACGUCUACGAGCGCCUCGCCUCCGCCCUGGCACCCAGCAUCUACGAGCACGAGGACAUCAAAAAGGGCAUUCUUCUGCAGCUCUUCGGCGGCACUCGCAAGGACUUCAGCCAGACGGGCCGCGGCAACUUCCGCGCCGAGGUCAACAUCCUGCUGUGCGGCGACCCGGGCACCAGCAAGUCUCAGCUGCUGCAGUACGUGUACAACCUGGUGCCUCGUGGCCAGUACACGUCUGGGAAGGGCUCCAGCGCCGUGGGCCUCACCGCUUACGUGAUGAAGGACCCGGAGACGCGGCAGCUGGUGCUGCAGACCGGCGCGCUGGUGCUGAGCGACAACGGCAUCUGCUGCAUCGACGAGUUCGACAAAAUGAGCGACAGCACGCGCUCCGUGCUCCACGAGGUCAUGGAGCAGCAGACGCUCUCCAUCGCCAAGGCGGGAAUCAUUUGCCAGCUGAACGCCCGCACCGCCGUGCUGGCCGCCGCCAAUCCCGUGGAGUCGCAGUGGAACCCCAAGAAGACUACCAUCGAGAACAUCCAGCUGCCUCACACGUUGCUCUCCAGAUUCGACCUGAUUUUCCUGAUGCUGGACCCGCAGGACGAGGCCUACGACCGUCGGCUAGCCCACCACCUGGUGUCGCUGUACUACCAGAGCGAGGAGCAGAUGGAGGAGGAGUUGCUGGACAUGGCGGUGCUCAAGGACUACAUUGCGUACGCGCGCACCUACAUCGCCCCGCGGCUCAACGAGGAAGCCAGCCAGGCGCUCAUUGAGGCCUACGUGGACAUGAGGAAGAUCGGCAGCGGCAGGGGAAUGGUGUCGGCCUACCCCCGACAACUGGAAUCUCUGAUCCGCUUGGCCGAGGCCCACGCCAAGGUGCGCUUCUCCGAGAAGGUGGAGACCAUCGACGUGGAGGAGGCCAAGAGGCUGCACAGGGAGGCCCUCAAGCAGUCGGCCACCGACCCCAGGACGGGAUUCGUGGACAUCUCCAUCCUCACCACAGGUAUGAGCGCCACGGCACGAAAGCGUAAGGAGGAGGUGGCCCAGGCCCUCAAGAAACUGAUCCAGGCCAAGGGGAAGAUGCUCGCCAUCAAGUACCAGCAGCUGCUCGACGACCUCAGAGGACAGUCGGAAACUGCUGUGACCAAGGAGUUAUUUGACGAGGCGCUGAGGGCCCUCGCCGACGAGGAUUUCCUGACGGUCACCGGAAAGACGGUCCGGCUCCUCGCCUGAGAUGCCGCCUGACUUCAUGUACAGUCUGAUUUCAAAUAUGUAUUCUUUGUACCGUAAAAAAAUAAAUAAUGCGUGUAUCAUUGAAAUGUCUUUUCUGGGUAUUGAAAAUAUUGUGUUCACUUUUCUGACACUUUAGUUUGGUUUAAAAAGUCAUUUAGCGCAAUGCUUGGAAAUUGCAUUUGUUUACUCUACCAUCUAUUUCUUAGUAAUGCUCUUAUUUUUUUGUAUUAAAGCAAAAGCAAUUAAAAGGU
Phyllopteryx taeniolatus (common seadragon) is the source of this 2947-nucleotide messenger RNA. It is a transcript of the gene mcm4, whose product is annotated as minichromosome maintenance complex component 4. Gene Ontology annotation, cellular component: MCM complex; nucleus. The coding region runs from base 138 to 2696 and encodes 852 amino acids. Gene Ontology annotation, biological process: mitotic DNA replication initiation; double-strand break repair via break-induced replication; DNA replication. Gene Ontology annotation, molecular function: single-stranded DNA helicase activity; ATP binding; ATP hydrolysis activity. Lineage: Eukaryota; Metazoa; Chordata; Actinopteri; Syngnathiformes; Syngnathidae. The transcript has 17 exons. The record is from RefSeq and is a predicted model, not a curated record.